AUGAUUUCCAUUAUCUUUGAUGGUGCUGCCCAUGUCACUGUUGCUGGGUGCCUUGGAGCCUUCUUUUUCAAACAUACUAUGGUGGAUCACAUGACCAAGGCCAUCAAAGAAGCAGAGAACGUAACUGCUGGCCUUGUCAUAUCCGAGCUAUGUAUCUCUAUCGUGGCCCUAGUUCUAGCUUCCCACAGGACCGCUGGGAUACUCCUCAGUAAAGAAGCUCAAUCCCCUCCAAAGCACAAUUUGGCUGAGCUCAAUGCACCUCUCAUCUGCAACAAAGUAUCUGAUUUCUCUACUGCAUCAGACUCAAUUUCAUCAAAUCCUAUCACAACUGAAUCUUAUAGCACUCCACCAUGCCUAUUAAUUCCACCGAACCCAAUUGCAAAUGACUCCAACUGCUGCACUUUGCUGUCUACAUCAACACUAUGCAUGCCAACUUUACUGCUGCCAUCGCCUAUUCAGAACGAAAAGUGCCUUUCAAUCAAUUCUGACACCACUCUUGUUGACCACAAUAAUGAUUUCCAAAGCACUUGUCCCCAGGAUGACAAUGACUGUUCCAGUGGACCCCCUCAGUGGAUGAAGCUCCAGCCAAUCAUCCUACAGGACGGGCCCCUGACGACCACCAACAUUUUGCCUCUUGUGGAUGCUUCAACUCAAAUAACCACAACACUUUCUCUUGGCAGCAUUAUGCCUCAGAUUGUCUCGCCUCAGCUGAAACCCCUGGAUACAAAACGGCAUUGGGAUUUCUGCCCAGGCAGACACAAGCAAGUGUCUAGAUCCACACACGUGGUUGCUGUCUGUGGCAGCAUUGAAUGCACUUACGCCAAGCAACAGGUAGAAUACGCUGCUAUAAUCCAUCACCUUGAACAAUUGCACAAUGAUAUCCUCGCCGACCAAACCACUCUCAUUGACGGCUGGGCAACUGCCAUGUCCCAGCUUGGACUCACCUCUGUGCUGUUGCCUGCCUCACCACCUCUGCACCAGAAGAUGCCCAACCCAGGAAACUCGAUUGUCAUCAUUCAAGACUGA
This is a messenger RNA of Suillus bovinus, 1026 nucleotides long. RefSeq lists its product as uncharacterized. NCBI's taxonomy places the organism in Eukaryota, Fungi, Basidiomycota, Agaricomycetes, Boletales, Suillaceae. The coding region runs from base 1 to 1026 and encodes 341 amino acids. The transcript is spliced from 5 exons. The record is from RefSeq and is a predicted model, not a curated record.